CCGCUGCUGUCCUAAUCUGGGUUUCCGGUGUUAUGGCCGCUUGCAGAGAAGGGCGACAGUAAUGCGGGGUAUUUGGAAAUGACCGCGUGUGUUUAGGAUGGCGGUGACCCAGCUGUUUCGACUGGUUAUCUGUCGGUCGGCAGCUCGUGCGACGCUUCGCGUGCACAGGAGGUACAGCAAGGUGUGCCCAGCUUCAUCUGAGCGACUGCGAGUCUUUGAGUCCUUCAGGGCAAAACAUAGCAAUAAGAGGAGAUUUGAAGUUCCAGAAACUCUCCUCACUAUCCGACUGGCUGACGGCCGGACAGUAAAGGGAACAGCUGGUGUCACCACACCUCUCUUUGUUGCUCAGAGUGUCCGUGUGAAAGGUGCGCUGGUCAGUAAGGUGAAUGGAGAGUUGUGGGAGCUUGGACGGCCCCUAGAGGCAGACUGCGAACUACAACUUCUGGGGUUUGACACAGUUGAAGGAAGACAGGCGGCAUGGAGGACAGGAGCGUGCGUCCUGGGUGGAGUGUUGGAGAAGGUAUUUGGUGCCGAGGUGUGCAGAGAAGGAGCAUCGGAGCUCGGGCUUUACUGCGACCAUCUGCUGGACAACAGUGCCUUGCCUCUGAGUGAUGUGGAGGACAGAUGUAAACAGGCUGCAGCCCUCAAACUUCCUCUGUCCAGACUGGAGCUGAAUACAGAAGAGGUCCAAGAGCUCUUCCAGAACAGUAAGCUAAGAAUGCAGCUUGUUGAGGAGCAGAUGAAUGGCCCCACCAUCACAGUAUACAGGUGUGGAGACAGUAUAGCGGUCUGCAACAGCCCCCUCCUCCCACACACUGGCCUCCUCAAGGUCUUCAAGACAAUCCAGCUGUCGCCCGUGACUCUGGCCAAUCAGACAGAGUCCUCAGGUUUGAUGCGUCUUUUAGGUGUAGCCUUUCCAGGAGAGAAGGACAAGGAGGAGUGGGAGAGGGAGCAGGAGGAGGCGAGGAGAAGGGACCACAGACGCAUAGGGACGGACCAGGAGUUGUUCUUCUUUAAUGAUGUAAGUCCAGGCAGCUGCUUUUUCCUGCCUAAAGGAGCAUACAUCUACAACACCCUCACUGACUUUAUUAAGAGUGAAUACCGAAGGCGAGGAUUCAACGAGGUUGUGACCCCAACCCUGUACAGCACUGCAUUAUGGGAGCGCUCGGGCCACUGGGAACACUACAGCGAGAACAUGUUCACUGUGACAUCAGAGGGCUCUCAGACCUACGCUCUCAAACCCAUGAACUGUCCUGCGCACUGUCUUAUGUUUGAGCAGCGUGUUCGCUCGUGGAGGGAGCUUCCUCUGCGAUGGGCCGACUUUGGGGCGCUGCAUCGAAAUGAGCUCUCCGGAGCGCUGGGAGGUCUCACUCGUGUUCGAAGGUUCUGCCAGGACGAUGCUCACAUCUUCUGCACACCUGAGCAGCUGGAAGAAGAGAUUGUGGCAUGUUUGGAUUUUGUGAAGAGUGUGUAUCAAGUUUUUGGAUUUUCCUUCCACUGCCUCCUGUCUACACGUCCUACACCAUGCCUCGGGGAGCCUGAACAAUGGGAUAAUGCUGAGCAGCAGUUGGAGAGGAGUCUGCAGCACUUUGGUGAAUGUUGGGAGUUGAACCCAGGAGACGGAGCCUUCUAUGGACCAAAGAUUGACAUCCAGAUCAAAGAUGCUAUUGGCAGACAACACCAGUGUGCCACAAUCCAGUUGGACUUCCAGCUGCCGAUCAGAUUUGAUCUUCAGUAUGUCGGUCGGGACGGACAGUUGCACAGGCCAGUGAUGAUCCACAGGGCAGUGCUGGGAUCACUGGAGAGAAUGAUCGCUAUACUGGCUGAAAACUUUGGAGGGAAAUGGCCACUGUGGUUGUCCCCAGCGCAGGUCAUGGUAAUUCCUGUUGGGGGCAACAGUGAGUCAUACAGCAAACAGGUGGUCCGGCAGUUCUGUGAAGCUGGCUUCAUGGCAGAUUUGAAUGAUGAUCAGGGAGCAACCUUAAAUAAGAAGAUUCGCUCUGCUCAGCUGGCCCAGUACAACUACAUAUUUGUGGUGGGGGAUAAGGAGAGUGAGAGUGGAACGGUAAAUGUGAGGAGCAGAGGGGGUAAACAGCUUGGGAGGAGGCCGACAGAGGAGGUGCUUACAUCCCUCACCCAGCUACGAGACACGAGGAGCAACCUAGACGAGUUUUAAUGGAAAAAGUCCUGGAAAGAAGGAGUCAUUGAUGUAAUAAAUGUUUGUUUUACAUGUUCAAGCUGUUAUACUUUGGCUUUGUCUGAAGAGAUGGCUGCUAAAAUUUGUAAUUAAAGUAUAUAAAAGAUUCCUUA
This is a messenger RNA of Perca fluviatilis (European perch), 2310 nucleotides long. RefSeq names its product threonyl-tRNA synthetase 2, mitochondrial (gene tars2). The transcript is spliced from 18 exons. Lineage: Eukaryota; Metazoa; Chordata; Actinopteri; Perciformes; Percidae. Gene Ontology annotation, biological process: threonyl-tRNA aminoacylation. The coding region runs from base 98 to 2176 and encodes 692 amino acids. Gene Ontology annotation, cellular component: cytoplasm. Gene Ontology annotation, molecular function: threonine-tRNA ligase activity; ATP binding. The record is from RefSeq and is a predicted model, not a curated record.